Dipodomys ordii (Ord's kangaroo rat) is the source of this 3323-nucleotide messenger RNA. It is a transcript of the gene Mvb12b, whose product is annotated as multivesicular body subunit 12B. Gene Ontology annotation, cellular component: late endosome; ESCRT I complex. Bases 14 to 880 code for a protein of 288 amino acids. The transcript is spliced from 9 exons. Gene Ontology annotation, biological process: virus maturation; viral budding; regulation of epidermal growth factor receptor signaling pathway. Lineage: Eukaryota; Metazoa; Chordata; Mammalia; Rodentia; Heteromyidae. The record is from RefSeq and is a predicted model, not a curated record.
GAACCAGUCCACCAUGCCUGAAGUGAAAGACCUUUCGGAAGCCUUGCCGGAGACAUCAAUGGACCCUAUCACAGGCGUCGGGGUGGUGGCGUCUCGGAACCGAGCCCCGACAGGCUAUGAUGUAGUGGCACAGACAGCAGAUGGCGUGGAUGCUGACCUCUGGAAGGACGGCUUAUUCAAGUCCAAGGUUACCAGAUACCUGUGUUUCACAAGAUCAUUUUCCAAAGAAAAUAGUCAUUUGGGGAACGUGCUAGUGGACAUGAAGCUCAUUGACAUCAAGGACACACUGCCCGUGGGCUUCAUCCCAAUCCAGGAGACGGUGGACACACAGGAGGUGGCUUUUAGGAAGAAGAGGCUGUGCAUUAAAUUUAUCCCCCGGGAUUCCACAGAAGCGGCCAUUUGUGACAUCCGAAUCAUGGGCCGGACCAAGCAAGCACCUCCUCAGUACACAUUUAUCGGGGAACUGAACAGCAUGGGGAUCUGGUACCGAAUGGGCAGAGUGCCAAGAAACCACGACUCGUCCCAGCCCACCACGCCUUCACAGUCAUCGGCCGCCUCCACCCCAGCCCCCAACCUGCCCAGGCACAUCUCGCUAACGCUGCCUGCCACCUUCCGAGGUAGGAACAGCACCCGCACGGACUACGAGUACCAGCACUCUAACUUGUAUGCCAUUUCAGCAAUGGAUGGCGUGCCUUUUAUGAUUUCAGAGAAGUUCUCCUGUGUUCCUGAAAAUAUGCAGCCCUUUGACCUCCUGGGAAUCACCAUCAAAUCCCUAGCAGAAAUUGAAAAAGAGUACGAAUACAGCUUCCGCACGGAGCAGAGCGCGGCCGCCCGGCUCCCGCCCAGCCCCACCCGAUGCCAGCAGAUCCCCCAGUCCUGAAGAACAGGCCAGAGCCGGCCAUCUGGGCGGGGAGAAGACGCCUUCUGUCUGGUGCCCACACACUACUGACGGGGUGGCUGGGGGGCUAGGGAACCCCCCUCCCUCGCCCGCCCCUGCCACCCCCUCCCUUGGCACCAGCCAGCCCUUCUCUCAGCGUGCCCAUGCCCGCCCACUGCCCCGGAGACUGGCAGCUGAGUGGCCCUGUCUGGCUCAUCAGCUUGCUUGAUGAGACACCUCCCCACCCCCGGCCCAUCAUCGUGACUAAUCUGUGUGUGCUGUAGUGACCGGCGGCUCCCCGCGCGUCUGUGUGAUGACCAUUAUGCAAGUCCUCCCCACCCAGAGUCACCCCCCAGCGCCAGGCAGCCACCCCUGACGUCCAGUGACGCCUGCCGGCCCCUUUGCUCCUGCCCAUCACCCACAAAGCCAACUGCCCCCCUCCUGGAAGACCCUGGGGUUGGCGUUCGGGACACGCAGAUGUCCCCUGAGCCAGGGCUGCCCACAGGCUCCCCACCCGUCUCCUGGGCUUUGCAGCAACCCCAAGACAAUGUGAGAAGGGUUUUACCCUGCCCCACACCGCACAACCGCGUUCUUCUCCAUGGUUCACACACUGGACGUCCCGGGACUGGUGUGGAAGGGGGCCUGACUACGUGCAGGGCGCCAGCCUGGAUGUGAGCCAGGCCGCCAGGCGCUGCCCCUCCACUCCUCCUACACCCCUUCAAAGGGCUCGCGUGCAGGAUACCACCUGCCAACAACAGCUCUACCUGCCUCGGCCCUCAGGUGACCCCGCAUGGUGACUGCUCCAAGACACAGCCCUCGCCGAGCCGGACGCAGCGGGAACAAGGCCCCGCUCAGCCAGGAGACGCCUCUCCAGUGUCCGGUGGAGAUUCGCAGUGAACCCUGUGUGUGGUGCAAUGGCCACUGUGGGCCCUGCCAGCCCUGAGAGCUGGCCCUCUAGCCCUAACAGGCUGCCUCUCAGUGUCUGGCUGCUGGGGUUCAUCCCGAAUCCGUAGACUACAGGCCUCCGACACCCCAUGUCCCCAGAGGGUCUGCCCGGACGUGAGGCCACGGUGGGUCACCAGGCUGAUGACGAUCGUUGGGGCCUCUGCCAGCCACGUUCCAGAGAUGGCAGCCAGGUAGGGACGGGAGGACAAAGCAGCCAAUGGGAUUGGCUAAGAGCCACGGCAGGGCCCAAAAUACCUCACGUACCUGCGUCAGUCCCUCGGUGGGCACACUGCCUCCUCCAUCCGUCAGUCCUGUGUCUUCACCUGCCACAUCUUGGUUUCUGUGUGCUGGAAAUGGUGACCUUGGGACCUUGUCACCUCCCGCAGGACCUCCAGACCUCGAGGGCCGCCAGGCAACUUGUGGAGGCUGAGGAAGUCAAGGUGCCAGCCUCCGGAGGGGCCGGGCGAGGGCUCACCACAGAGCGCUGCACACAGCUCCCUCGCCGUGGUCCCAGCCCUGUGCGUAGCCACCUGCUGCUUUUCUUAUGGUGGCUGGCCCAAUGCCGAGAGGCCUGUGUGACCCAGAGAGAGGUGACACCCGGAGGGUGACGCGGAGCUCCAGGCUCCCUGUCCAUCUCAUUUUAGUCGGUGCACUUUGUCCUUCAACCUCUUCCCACGCCCCAGUGGUGAGACUGUGACGGGUCCCUUCCCGAUGGCCUUGCCACCCUCUCGUUGGAGAACGAGACUUCUCCGCAGCCCUGUGGGGCUCUGGGAGGCCCGAGGUGAUGACGUGGGACCCCGUGGCAGCGAUGGAGAAGACAGAACAGGGGUUGUGGGGGGAAGGAGAGUCACAGAAGAAAGAGGCCACCCCAGUGUCCCCCCGCCCCAACUCUGCCAGGCCACACGGCCCCCAGGAAGAGGGCGAGCUGCGGAGAUGUCCAGGACAGGACCGGCUGAGUUUCAGAAUAACCUUGACUGUGAACUUCGUGACCACGGCAGCUCUCUCGGAUGGAGCAUUGACGUGUGGGGUCUGGGAGAUUUCAGGCUGCUCUCCUCUUUGGAGGGGCGGGUGGCGUGUGCACGUGUGGAUCACGUGUGUGCGUGUGGGUGACGCGUGUGCACGCCUGCAUCCCAGCCACACGUCAGACUCUUAUCAGGCCGCAGAGGCCGGAGGCGGGCCUCUGGCUCACAUCCGUGUACCUGGAGGUGGGGCAGGGGCCAUGGGCGCUCCCCACUUAGGGAAAGGAAGCACAAGGAUUGUCUCGGAAAUGUGAAUGGCCCAAGGCGUCUCCCUUGGAUCCACCCAACAUGUCCCAUAUUGGCUACCAUCCCUGCACGGUGCCCCCUGCCCUCCUAAAAGAUCUGACAAGAGCACAGCGCCGGGACCCUCUCCAGGGGCCUGGAACGUGGCGCACGGAUGACUGGCAGGAGGUGCUUUGCCCCCGUUCACUUGCAAUUUAUCAGAAGGUCUCCCCCCCACACACUCAAGUCCAAGAAGAGAG